AGUGAAUGCUGAGUCCAAUUCAGAUCCAGAUACACAGUCUAAGCAAAAGUGGCUGAAGAGAUCCGUGAAGCCCCUCAGCACCGUAAAUACUUUCUGGGAACAGACGAGGGAGUUGCGUAUGGUGGAGUUGACAUCCAUUGGAGACAAAAAUGUAAUCAGCAAUUAUUUUGAGUUAUAUAAAGUAUUAAAAUUGGACGCAGGACUUGACUUGCUGAUAAGGGAUUUUGAUGCAUUGCACCCAGACUUUAGAGACACUUUCGUUAUCGAGUGGCAGAAUCUCGUUACUAGUGUAAAGAACUACAUAGAUGACAAUCUAUGUAAGAAAGUAGAGUUAGCUGCCUUGGAGAUAGAUUUAGAGGUCGAAGAAGAUGAUUAUCGCACAAUCAACACUGCUCGGGCAAUCGGCAAUCUCAUAAAUAUUCGGAGACAGAUUAAGGCAGCCAAAGAAGCGUGGAAGCCUUCUCAGAAAGAAUUAGCCGAUGGCAUGUUCUAUGUUGUCCCUGCUAGCCUUGGGCUGAAAAAAGGUGUUGCGGCAAGAACUGAACUGUACAACACCCAUGGACUGCCUUUGACGCCGUAUGCUGUUGCUGUCACUUCAGAUGAUAAAAAUUUGUCGUUCUAUGUGUGUAUCAAUGGAUACACUUAUCAAGUCGAAGACGCCAUAACUGCACUGAGCCAUUGUUUUAAGAUUUUUCAGCUUUUUAAAACAAACUAUCCACAUGAAUCUAAAAUUUCAUGGUAUUUUUUGCAGAAAGUGGUUUGCAAGUUUCACACCCCUUUAGAUGAGGAUUUCAAAGUCAUUGGAAUUUGGGCUUCCAGGUUAGGCUUCAACAGCACUGAGCCAUCGUCUUAAUAUUUUUCAGAUCUAAG
This is a messenger RNA of Bemisia tabaci, 870 nucleotides long. RefSeq lists its product as uncharacterized. The record is from RefSeq and is a predicted model, not a curated record. Lineage: Eukaryota; Metazoa; Arthropoda; Insecta; Hemiptera; Aleyrodidae.